Urocitellus parryii (Arctic ground squirrel) is the source of this 2392-nucleotide messenger RNA. RefSeq names its product ring finger protein 41 (gene Rnf41). Gene Ontology annotation, biological process: regulation of canonical NF-kappaB signal transduction; protein ubiquitination. Gene Ontology annotation, cellular component: plasma membrane signaling receptor complex. NCBI's taxonomy places the organism in Eukaryota, Metazoa, Chordata, Mammalia, Rodentia, Sciuridae. The record is from RefSeq and is a predicted model, not a curated record. Gene Ontology annotation, molecular function: ubiquitin protein ligase activity; zinc ion binding.
UGGGCGGGGUAAAGGAUCCUUCAGAGACAGCGACGAGUGGUCGGAACCUUCUUUCCCCUCCUUCUCCUUCCCCUUCCCCUUCCCCUCCCGGGAAAGGCUGGGAACCGGCACCGGGACUAUCCUGUGGCCGCUGCGGCCUCAACUCCUGGCAGGCCCGGGUACAGAGAGCCCAGACUGCGUCCAGGGUGAGUGCUCCUGAUUGUGACAUCUGAUUGUGACAUUACAUCCAUCCGUUGGUGAUGGAGUUUGUCACUAGGAAGGAAGACUCAAUUGGAGAAUAGCCAACAAGAUGGGUUACUUGGAGCAUCUCCUGAGUGGUACUGAGUGGAGGCAUCAGGGGGUUGGAGCCUUGUGAACAGGGAACCUGCCCCCCAACACUUGAAAGGAUCUGGGUUUCAGUGAUGAGACAUGGGGUAUGAUGUAACCCGUUUCCAGGGGGAUGUUGACGAAGAUCUUAUCUGCCCUAUUUGCAGUGGAGUCUUGGAGGAGCCAGUACAGGCACCUCACUGUGAGCAUGCUUUCUGCAACGCCUGCAUCACCCAAUGGUUCUCUCAGCAGCAGACGUGUCCAGUGGACCGUAGCGUUGUGACAGUUGCCCACCUGCGCCCAGUACCUCGGAUCAUGCGGAACAUGUUGUCAAAGCUGCAGAUUGCCUGUGACAACGCUGUGUUUGGCUGUAGUGCUGUUGUCCGUCUUGACAACCUCAUGUCUCACCUCAGUGACUGUGAGCACAACCCAAAGCGGCCUGUGACCUGUGAACAGGGCUGCGGCCUGGAGAUGCCCAAAGAUGAGCUGCCAAACCACAACUGCAUUAAGCACCUGCGCUCYGUGGUACAGCAGCAGCAGACACGUAUUGCAGAGCUGGAGAAGACGUCAGCUGAACAUAAACACCAGCUGGCAGAACAGAAGAGAGACAUCCAGCUGUUAAAGGCAUACAUGCGUGCAAUCCGCAGUGUCAACCCCAACCUUCAGAACCUGGAGGAGACGAUUGAAUACAACGAGAUCCUAGAGUGGGUGAACUCCCUGCAGCCGGCCAGAGUGACCCGCUGGGGAGGGAUGAUCUCGACCCCAGAUGCUGUGCUCCAGGCUGUAAUCAAGCGCUCCCUGGUGGAGAGUGGCUGCCCUGCCUCUAUUGUCAACGAGCUGAUUGAAAAUGCCCACGAACGCAGCUGGCCCCAGGGUCUGGCCACACUAGAGACAAGACAGAUGAACCGGCGCUACUAUGAGAACUACGUGGCCAAGCGCAUCCCUGGCAAGCAGGCUGUUGUUGUGAUGGCCUGUGAAAAUCAGCAUAUGGGUGAUGACAUGGUGCAGGAGCCAGGGCUUGUCAUGAUAUUUGCUCAUGGCGUGGAGGAGAUAUAGGAGAGUUCGACCAGCUAUGAGGAAGAGAUGGAAAUCGGGAAAACCCCAUCACUCCAGCAGCUGGUUCUUGAGUCGUCCUCCCCACUCUCCUUAAUGCCUCGGCUUACACUUGAGCCACACAUCUCCCUGCUGUUCUGGCACUGAAGGGCCCUGGAGCACUUUGCUCMGCCUUUCAGGGGAGAAACCCAGAUUCCUGCCUUUUGCCAUAUUUCUUCCCCUAAAAUGUCUGUUAAUUCUCAGCAUGGGUGGGAAAGUCCCCACCUAUGUAUUUUCCUGCCUAGGGUCCCUGGUUCCAGGUAUUUUCAGAAAGCACAAAGAGAUUUAUUUUCCCUAGAGRAUCAGGCUGGAAUGAGGAAUUGCUAAUCAUCCCUGUACUCUAAAACCAGGGAAUCAGAGCAGGCUGGCCUGUUGAUUCUAAGCAGCAUUUAUAGGGCAGCUCUGAGGAACAGACAUCUAGAAGAAAAGGUAAGGGUGGAUCUAAAACCCUAGAAGUAAAUAAGCCAGUAAUUGGCUGUCACUGAUAGCCCUUAGGGGAAGACUGGACCUCUGUGCCAAGCACAUCCCUGUUCAGCCCACCUUAAAGGUGCAGGCUCCUGCUGGGUCUGCAGGUGCACAGGUUGGAGUGCUGGAAAUUUCCAGAUGAGCUCUGUUUUCCACUUUUUCAUAAUUAGGGAAUGACAGGGUUUGGGGUAGGGGUUUGACUGUUGAGGUUCAUAUGCUCAGCAAGAAGCUGYUCUCUGGCUUUUGCUGAAGUCAGGUAGAUACUGCCUCUUGUGUCAUGCCCAUAAUAGUUCCAUACACCCCUYUCUAGACCUGUGAUUGUAGUUAGUUAUUUUGAUAAAUUUCCUUUGGCUGUUGUUUGUUUAUAUUUCACAAAUCACAUCUGUCCCCCUCCCCCCCUUUUUUUUUUUAAAAAGAAUGGCCUGGUUAUGACUACCCCACUUGCUAGUCCAGCCACAUUGUUGGCAAUUUAAUUUAUUUACUUUUUUUUUUUUAAGAAAGGAAAAAAGAAAAAAUAUCAACAAAACUU